Messenger RNA from Ogataea parapolymorpha DL-1, 456 nucleotides. RefSeq lists its product as uncharacterized. The transcript has a single exon. The record is from RefSeq and is a predicted model, not a curated record. NCBI's taxonomy places the organism in Eukaryota, Fungi, Ascomycota, Pichiomycetes, Pichiales, Pichiaceae. Bases 1 to 456 code for a protein of 151 amino acids.
AUGCUUGCUUUUCUCCUUAUUCUUCCAAUUAUUCUGGCUAUACCAUGCAAUGUCAUCAUAGUGGAUGAGUAUGGGCUUUCGCUCAAUUUGAACCGAUCAGUUGCGAUCGACCAAUGCCUGGAGCGUUUUGCUCCCAAAGACUACCUUUUGGCACUGCCGCAAACUACAGAAAAUGAGAAAGUGUUACAGGACAUUUUGGAAACCGUCGCGGAAGCAGAUACCGAUCUCAUUGCUAGGUUUUUCGCUAUAAUUCAUUACUACGGCUUCGACAACUCUAUUGCAGCACUAACCAAUCCUCCAAAGCUCAAUGUUCUCUACUCCAAAAUGAUGAAGGCGUACGGUCGGGAUGGCACGCUGGACGACAUUGCGGAGUGCGCGGAGUUCAAACCUGCACAAAAUCACAGUUUUUCGCUAAAUGCCAUCCCCGUAUAUGAGAAAAUGGGCAUGAUAUCAUAA